UCUUGAAUGAUCGACAUUCCCUGAACAACAGAUCAGAGAUUAAUUCCAAAGCUGCACCCAAGUUUGCACUUGCCUGGGCGACUUCAUCGUUCUUUUCAUCGGCAUGAAACUGCCCGAUGACUGUAUGCGUCUCGGUCACCUUGUCCUGGAGCUUGUUCUCGACCUUGGCUGUCACAGCCUGCCACUUGCCGGCCCGAGAGGCGUAGUCCUGGCUUUUGGACUUGUGCUCCUUCUUCAGAUAAGACUCCAGUCCUUUGAGGAGCUUCUCGCCCUCUGCUUCCAGUCCCUUAAGGGCACCGCCGACUCUAGUGCGGACAUCGUCGAUCUCCGCCACACCCUUCUUGCGCAUCGACACGAGCAUCUUGCGAAGGUCUUUCCCCUUUUCCUGUGCCAUCUUGGUCAAUCGCUCAGUGGAACGUGCCAUGCGACUUUCAACAUCAGCCCGAUCCUCGAUAGCCUUGCGAGCCUUGAUAGCUGCUUGCUCAGCCUCCAUUCGCGCUUCAAUUUCGGCAAGUUCCUCCGGCGAGUAGUACGCUUCAUCCGUUUCGGUUAUUGGCGCCUCAGGCUCCUCAACGAGACCAAUGUCAUCCAAGAAAGAAAGGAGUUCGGGGUCCUCCUCCUCCUCGGCAACAACAACGGCCUCGGGCUCGGCAGCGGCAGCUUCGACUGGAGAGCCCUCGUGGACGACUUCGGCGGGCAAGUCAGCUUCGGAUUCGGAUGCGGCGAUAGCGUCGGCGAUUUCUUCAACGAGUGCCGACUCCAUGCCAUGGGCUGACGCAAUGACAACAGACGCGGCAGAAAUCUCCUCGGCGACGCUUGCG
This is a messenger RNA of Mycena citricolor, 821 nucleotides long. NCBI's taxonomy places the organism in Eukaryota, Fungi, Basidiomycota, Agaricomycetes, Agaricales, Mycenaceae. The record is from the annotation of a GenBank genome assembly.